Messenger RNA from Symbiodinium sp. CCMP2592, 329 nucleotides. The record is from the annotation of a GenBank genome assembly. NCBI's taxonomy places the organism in Eukaryota, Dinophyceae, Suessiales, Symbiodiniaceae.
GAUGAGGAUCGGAGCCGAGAUUGGUACUGCAAGGGCUGCGGCGAGCGAAACUUCAUGAAGCGCUUCGAGUGCUUCAAGUGCAAAGCGCCGAAGCCGCCGGAAGCUCCCGGCGAUCAGCCCGUUGCACCUCCGGUCCCGACGCCUCCGCCGAAGCGGACGCUUUCGCCCCACGCCGGGUCCAGAGCGAUGCGCGAGAUGUACAAGCAGGGCCUGCUUGGGCCGGGUGCCGCUGCCGCCGCCGCAGCUGCGCCGGCGAAGAGCCCCUCAAAAAGCCGGAGCAAGAGGAGCCCAUCCAGUAGCUCCUCCAGCAGCAGCCGGCAGAAGAAACG